This is a messenger RNA of Linum tenue, 630 nucleotides long. NCBI's taxonomy places the organism in Eukaryota, Viridiplantae, Streptophyta, Magnoliopsida, Malpighiales, Linaceae. The record is from the annotation of a GenBank genome assembly.
AUGAGUUGCAACGGCUGCCGCGUAUUGCGGAAGGGAUGCGGCGAGAAUUGCGUCCUCCGAUCGUUGGUGCGCUGGAUUCCCACGCCGCAAGCGCACCACCUUGCUCCUCGCUUCAUUUCCUUUUUCUUCUUUCGAUCGAAUUGCAUUUUUCAAUUUCGGUCAACCCUAGGUUUGACAAUUUUGAAAUUUGCAGCUAUUUUCCAGUCGCUUCUGUUCGAGGCGUGUGGCCGGACGGUGAACCCGGUGAACGGGGCGGUGGGGCUGCUGUCGAGCGGGAACUGGCGGUUGUGCCAGGAUGCGGUGGAGACGGUGCUCGCCGGAGGAUCGCUUCAGGCGUUGCCGGGAAUUAGGCAGGCAGGGGCCGAUGACUCAUCAGAAGACAGGUUCUCCGCCGUUGGGUCGGUUCGUCGACUGUGGCCAAGUUCGGGAGCCGGGAGCGAGAAUCGUCGAUCCUCCGGCGAGCGGCGGGUGAGUAGACUGUCGACGGGGGUUUCGUUCUUGGGGGAGGAAUCGGAGACGACAACUUUCGAGAGCAGCGACGGGGAUCUGAAGAAGCUCGAGGUAACGGUGAUGCAUUUGCCGGGAGUGAGAGUCUCGACCUUAGUGCCGAAGGCGAGCUUGCGGAGGUAG